Sander lucioperca (pikeperch) is the source of this 1645-nucleotide messenger RNA. It is a transcript of the gene naxe, whose product is annotated as NAD(P)HX epimerase. The transcript is spliced from 7 exons. The record is from RefSeq and is a predicted model, not a curated record. Lineage: Eukaryota; Metazoa; Chordata; Actinopteri; Perciformes; Percidae. Gene Ontology annotation, cellular component: mitochondrion. The coding region runs from base 182 to 1033 and encodes 283 amino acids. Gene Ontology annotation, molecular function: NAD(P)HX epimerase activity.
UUUUUAAACCCGGAAGUGGGUGACACUAUCGAGCUGCAGGUGUUGUCGCACGACUCCAACCUCUUUCUCACUAUAUUAUUGAUCUGUAAGUUGUGUCACUGCAUUGUUUGAAAAUGAAAACGUGCAUGUGAAGUUGUUUUAAAGAAAGGCUUGCUAACGUUUGGAGUUUGGAUCCAUCUGGAUGUUGAGUGUGCGGACUCUGUUUGGGAUCGGCUUCCUGGUCACCUCAAGGUCCACGGCAGUCCUUGCUCAGACAGGGACAUGUCCACUGUCCACUGCAGCUAACAACCACAAAAAGGACUGUUUCAGUAACAGACCAGCAUCCACCAUGGCCCAGACAAUCAAAUAUCUUGGGCAGGAGGAGGCACAGCACAUUGAUGAGGAGCUCUUCAGUGAGUACGGCUUCAGUGUGGACCAGCUGAUGGAGCUUGCUGGACUCAGCUGUGCCACAGCCAUUGCCAGGGCGUAUCCACUGACUUCCCUGGUCAAGGCCAGACCUUCUCUGCUGGUGAUUUGUGGACCAGGUAACAACGGAGGCGAUGGCCUGGUCUGUGCCCGACAUCUUAAACUCUUUGGUUACGAACCUACCAUCUUGUACCCGAAGAGGCCAAACAAACCUCUGUUCCAGGGCCUGACCACACAGUGCCAGAAAAUGGAGAUCCCCUUCCUGACUGAGAUGCCUGAGGCUGAAGUGAUUGACGAGGCUUACAACCUGGUGAUUGAUGCCAUCUUUGGCUUCAGCUUUAAGGGGGCUGUGCGAGAGCCUUUUGGUUCCAUCCUAGACGUGCUGAAGAAGACGACAGCCCCCAUAGCCAGCAUCGACAUCCCCUCAGGUUGGGAUGUGGAGCAGGGCAGUGCAGAUGGCCUGCAGCCAGACAUGCUCAUCUCUCUCACUGCUCCCAAGAAGUCUGCCUCCUUGUUCCGAGGACGAUACCACUUCCUGGGAGGCCGGUUUGUGCCACCGGGCCUAGAGAGGAAGUACCAGCUCAACCUGCCUCAGUACCCCGGCCUGGACUGUGUGUUACAACUGUAGGGGAUGUACUGAAUGUUUGAUGAGAGGAACGGUGUUGUCUGUAAAGGAAUAGUUCAACAUUUUUGGGAAAUAAGAGGAUAAGAAUAUCAAUACCACUCCCUUGUUUGUGCCAUAAUUACGAAGCUGGAGUCUGGAGUUAAUAGCUUAGAUUAGCUUAGCAUAAAGACUGGAAAUGUGGAAACAGCUCGUCUGGCUCUGUCCAAAGUUGUAAGCUAUACCUACUAGCACUUCUAAAGCUCACAAAUUAAAACUUACCUCGUUUGUUUCAUCCAUACACAAACAGAAAUGUAAAAAUGACAAGUUGUAGUUGUACAGGGAGUUAUGUGAUGCAACCAUUUCCACGUCUCACCUCCAGCUCUGUACCUAAACCACUGACAUGAAAGUGGAUAAAUCUUCACAUCUAACCUUUGGAAAUAAAUCAAAUAAGUAUAGUAUGUUUCCAUAAAUGUGGAACUAUUUCUUUUAAAUCUUGUAAUUUGAUUGGUUAUCAUUAAAUCCAAUAAGAUGAUAUAAUAGAGCUUUAUUCGCUCUCUGGAAGAGAGUUUUUUCACGUAAAGGCACAAAGCUUUAACGUGAUGGUUGCUUCAGCUACAUAAAAAUUAAAAAACAAUG